UGUACAACGUUGUUGUGAGCCUGGUUAUUUAAUGAUUUGAGUUAGAGUUUUUGUUUGUCUUAUCUUCCUUCAGCAUGGAAAAAAACACCGCUCCCGACGUCCCGUACACCUACCUUUUUUAUUCCGGGCAGGUUUAUGAUAAUCAGCCUGUCAGAGUCGUGAGCUCCUGUCGUCUGGACAUUUAUUUGUUUCCAUUUGACAUCCAGAACUGCACUUUUACCUUCAACUCAUACAUACACAGCAUUUACGACAUAAAGCUUGAUAAUCUGACAUCAGCUGAGGAAAUACUUAAAAACUCUCAAGACUCAAUGACGACAAUGGGUGAAUGGGAGUUAAUUGGAAUAAAAUCCGAACUCAAGCGGAUAGAAACGUUGGAUGGAUUUGCUUACGAUGAGCUUCACUUCUAUAUCUCCGUCCGGCGCCACCCCAUCAUGUAUGUGGUGAACCUCCUGAUGCCCAGCUGCUUCCUUAUCACAGUGGACCUCUUCAGCUUCAUGCUUCCUGCACAGGACAUAGACCGAUCCUUGUUUAAGAUGACAUUGGUCCUGGGCUACACUGUCUUCCUGCUCAGCACAAACAACCUGCUGCCCAUCACUGGAAACACCAUUCCUCUCAUAAAUGUGUUCCUGUCUCUCUGCCUGAUUCUGAUGGUUUCCAGUAUGAUGGAGGCCAUCUUGAUUACAAAUUUCCUGCGCGGCUCAGCUCACUAUGCUCCACCUCCUUGCUGGGUCAGAAAGUAUGUUAUUGGCGUUUUGGGUCAGAUAGUUCGACUUCCUGCAAAGACCUCCCAACAAGGAGAUACAGUGAUAGAAAACCCAAAUAAACAAGAAAUGGAGGAUUUGUCUCAAGUGGCUGAGGAGAACGAGAAGGAGCAGCAGAAUGAGGACGAGACGGUGGAGGUGUUGAAGAACCUGGGCAGCGACCUUCAAGUCAUCCACCUCCAGGUCCUGCAGCAUUUAAAAGCAACUCCUAGCUAUGAGGAGUGGAUCCAGUUCGGUCUGGUCAUAGACCGCCUGCUCUUCAUCUUCUACAUCAUCUUCAUCACCGUCAGCUUCAUCAGCAUCAUCCUUAUCUGGGUGAACUCAUAUAAAACCUAACUUAUCUAAAAGAGUUGGUUUCAGAACUUUCAUCUAAAGGGCUCCUUAAUCAUUUAAAAAUAAUUAUGUUUGGAAGCAAAUUAAACUCAUUAGCUAGAUUUAGCCUUUUUCUCUGAUUCUGUUAAAUAAUCUGUUGGAUUAAAAUGUUUGUUUUACAUGUUUGAAUCUUUUUCAGAGAUGUAAACUAGUUACUAAAACAACAAGAUGACUUUUAUAUUACAAAAUGUUGUAUGUGCAUCAAUAUUAUUAUAUUUGCAUUAUUUAUUUUCAUUAAAAUAAAUGUGAAUACAUCCCACAGGCCACCGAUUAGACAGCAUGUAACUGAUUUGUUACUGUAUUUAAAAUAAAGUUUCCUGCUCAGUUUGU
This is a messenger RNA of Nothobranchius furzeri (turquoise killifish), 1463 nucleotides long. RefSeq names its product 5-hydroxytryptamine receptor 3A. The record is from RefSeq and is a predicted model, not a curated record. Gene Ontology annotation, cellular component: neuron projection; plasma membrane; synapse. Lineage: Eukaryota; Metazoa; Chordata; Actinopteri; Cyprinodontiformes; Nothobranchiidae. Gene Ontology annotation, biological process: signal transduction; chemical synaptic transmission; regulation of membrane potential. Gene Ontology annotation, molecular function: acetylcholine-gated monoatomic cation-selective channel activity; serotonin-gated monoatomic cation channel activity.